This is a messenger RNA of Ailuropoda melanoleuca (giant panda), 810 nucleotides long. RefSeq names its product proline-rich protein HaeIII subfamily 1-like. Gene Ontology annotation, molecular function: microtubule motor activity; microtubule binding; ATP binding. NCBI's taxonomy places the organism in Eukaryota, Metazoa, Chordata, Mammalia, Carnivora, Ursidae. Gene Ontology annotation, biological process: microtubule-based movement. The record is from RefSeq and is a predicted model, not a curated record. The transcript is spliced from 3 exons. The coding region runs from base 409 to 810 and encodes 133 amino acids.
UGGAGGAGGCUUAGGAAGGGUCUGGUCCAUGCUCUGCCCAGGCUUGCUGUACGGCCCUGGUUGAGCACUUCCCAUCCCUGCCUCCCUAUCUCCAUCUGUGUACGGAGGAGGCUGGUCUGGGUGGUCCCUCCUGAUAGGAAUGGGCAAGAGCUAGGUCUUCUCAGACUCCAGAACCCCCUAGCUAGGGGUCCCUUUGCUGGAGACUUUUUCCACCAGAGGUGGGGGUGGGUAAAUCUUUAACUAGCUCGCCCUGGAGCCUUUCCGGAUGGAUGGCUGCCUGAGAAGGGGGAAAGGAGGUGGGGGAUGUAAGGUGUGUACAGCCAGUCCCAGCGUGGUGGAAAAGGGAGGGUAGUGGAGAGAGAAAAGAACGAGACUCGGGCGGAGCUAACUCCGUGUGCAAAGCAGGACAUGGAGGAACGCGGGUCUCCCGACGGGGACCCCGCGCGGAGCCUGGAGCAGGGACCAGAGGGGCCAGAAACGCCCAUCCAGGUGGUGCUCAGGGUGCGUCCCAUGAGCGCCGCGGAGUUGCGUCGAGGGGAACAGAGCGCGCUGCACUGCUCGGGGACCCGGACUCUGCAAGUGAGGAACCCUCUCCCCCCCUCCAACCCCAACUCCCCGCCCAAACCUACCUGGAGGCCCCUCCGUCCCUUUCCCGGGGGNCCACCCCGGCCCCCUACCGGCCCCCAGCCUGCCCCCUCCCCUCACCCCAGCCUCCCGCCGCCUGCGUCCAGCCGCGCCCUGCCGCCCGCAGCUUCUCCUGCACUGUCUUCACCUUCGGCCAGACGGGCUCCGGGAAGACCUACACCCUGA